AACCGCGCGGUCGGGCCAGUUCCUCUGCAGUAGUUGCGAGACGCAGAGCUCCUUCGGCGGGAGACAGGCGUCCUUCAGGAAUCUUUAUUAUCCUUAUUAUUAUCGUUUCACCGGGAGGAAGAUUUAAAACAAAAUAAAGCGGCUUCAUUUGAAAAAGGCCAGAGAUGAAUACCGUCCGCAUCGAAGGACCCAGGAGAUGCCUUCUGCUCCUCCUGCUGUCUUUUUUGGCCUUCUCCCGGGGGCAAGUGUUCUUCCCCGGGGAGGAGGUGCCUCAGGGAGGUGCCGCAGGGCCCCCAGAAGAACGAAGGGCGCCCCCUGCUGCAGGAUCCGCCGCCAUCUUCUUCCCUAGGGUCGUUGCAAAACCUGAGGUCCCCUGUAAGACGUACAGAGGGGAGUCCGGCCUUUGCAAGUUGCUGAUCGAGUGCGCAACAUUCUACGCGGAGAUCGCUGAAUUGUCUCGAUCGCCCUGCACGAUCAACAGCGAUCAGGACGGCGUCUGCUGCCUCCCAUCCAAGCAAGUUCAGCCCACCUCAGACAUCGGGGGCCUGAUCAGCAAACAACCCGAAAUCAGCGUCCCAGUUCCAGACCUUCAGCUGCCUCAGCUGGACCACGCUUGCUCCAAGGGCCUGGACGAACUGAAGCAGAAGGAGAUCUUCGAGGCAGAGCUGCUGAAAAACAACAUCGUAGCCCAGAAGGGAACGCCCGUCUUCUUCCACGCCCAGCUCUUCCAGACCACGCCCGAAAUCGUCAACAAGGCCAAGGAUGCCUCCAAGAAUGUCAUGGCUUCCAUCAACCUCGUGGAGGACCACGGCCUCACCAAAGAGCAGAGCGGCUUCGGCCUGCCCAAGUUCGGCCUCCAGAACACCAUCAUUGCCAAUACGUGCCCCAAGGACCCCUUGUGCCCAGAUACGAAGUACCGUGCCAUCGAUGGUAGCUGCAACAACAGGGCCAAUAAGAAUUGGGGCAAGGCUGGGACGGCCUUCCAGCGAAUCCUGGCUCCGGAUUAUGAAGACGGAGUGAACUCUCCCCGCCAGAAGUCCGUCACGGGAAGGCCUUUGCCGUCGGCUCGCGCGAUAUCUUCGAAGGUCGUCCUCCACCAGCACGACGUCUACGAGAACUUGACGAUCCUCAUCAUGCAGUGGGGACAGUUCCUCGAUCACGACGUCACCCACACGCCCAUUACGAAGGGUAAGGACAUCUCCGACAUCACCUGCUGCAAGAGAGGGCAGCGCAGGGAGCCCAACGAACUCCACCCCGACUGCCUCCCCAUCGAGAUUCCAGAGGACGAUACUUUCUAUGGACAGUUCGGUCAGAGGUGCAUGGAAUUCGUGCGGUCCAUGCCCGCCCCCAGACCCGAUUGUAACUUUGGCCCUCGGGAGCAGAUGAACCAGAUUACUUCUUUCAUUGAUGCCAGCAACGUCUACGGCUCGCGCUCCGAGGAGGCGAAGGGGCUGCGCACCUUCAGCGGAGGAGAGCUGAAGGUGAAGAUGCACAACGGGCAUCCCCUCCUGCCCAGCAACCCAUCCGAGUGCCGGGACUCCUCAGGCAACUUCGCCUGCUUCAAAGCAGGCGACUCCAGGGUCAACGAACAGCCCGAAUUGGCAGUCAUGCACACCAUCUGGGUCCGGCAGCACAACAAGCUGGCCCGGGCCCUGGCCAGCCUAAAUCCGGGAUGGACGGACGAGAUCCUCUACCAGGAGGCGCGCAGGAUCGUCGCUGCCCAAAUGCAACACAUCACGUACAAGGAGUACCUGCCUAUCGUUCUCGGACGUACCUUCAUGGAGACCUUCGGCCUCGUGCCCAGGAAGGAAGGCUAUGCCCCCGGGUACAGGGAGGACAUUGACCCCUCCGUCACAAACGCCUUCGCCGCCGCUGCCUUCAGAUACGGACAUACCCUCAUCGCCGGGAACAUGGAAGGAUACGGUAAAUUCGGGACCGUCGAGCAGAGUCUGAGACUGAGUGAGAAUCAGUUCUCGCCCUUCUUCUUGUACAGGCAAGGCGGUCUGGAUUCUCUUCUCCGUGGUCUGUCGAUCCAGGCCAGUGAGAAAUUCGACCACCACUUCACCGAUGAGCUAACCAACCACCUCUUCGGAGGCCGACGGCCCUUCGGCAUGGAUCUUGUGGCUCUGAACAUCCAGAGGGCGCGUGACCACGGCAUCCCCAACUAUAACAAGUGGCGCCAGAUAUGCGCACUUCCCCUGGCCAAGAGCUUCGAUGACCUCCGAGAUGUGAUGGUGCCCCAGGUGAUUGAGCAACUCCGUGUCCUGUACGACGACGUCAACGACAUCGACCUCUUCAUUGGUGGAAUCGCGGAGACGCCCUCAUCCGGGUCCCUGCUGGGCUACACUUUCCUCUGCAUCGUUGGCGAUCAGUUCGCACGUCUCAGGCUGGGCGACAGAUUCUUCUAUGAAAACGGAGGCCUCCAGUCAUCGUUCAACGAAGCUCAGUUGGACGAGAUCAGGAAGACGAGUUUGGCCCGAGUGAUGUGCGACAAUUCGGACGAACUGGACAUGAUGCAGCCCCUGGCGUUUGUUCAGGCACACUUGGCGAACAAACGCGCCCUCUGCCGAGUAGGGAACCUCAUUCCCCAGAUGAGUUUGGACCCCUGGAGAAAUGAGCCAGUCUGGAGUUAGUGAGAAAUAAAAAGGAAAGAAGAAAAUUAAUUGGAUAACAGGAGAGAUAAAGAAAAGUAGAAAAAACUAAUGAAAUGAUGUAUUGGAAGGAGAAAAUAAUGCAAAGGAAGUAGAAAGGAGAGUUGAAAACGUAAAUUAAACUAAAAUUAAUAUGACGAAGCAGUAGAAAAUAGAUGUGAUAAAAAGGAAUUUGAAAAAAUAAAACAAACAACACUGUUGUAAUAUCCAUAGCAUUGUCUAUAUAAAAAUGAUAACAAAUAUUGGAUAUUUAUAGUUAAUGUAGUACUUUUACAUAACUUAUUUACAAUUGUCUUGAGGUAAAGAGGGGUACAAUAAAAAUUAAAUUAUUAAA
This is a messenger RNA of Macrobrachium nipponense, 2985 nucleotides long. RefSeq names its product peroxidase-like. Gene Ontology annotation, biological process: response to oxidative stress. The coding region runs from base 165 to 2633 and encodes 822 amino acids. The record is from RefSeq and is a predicted model, not a curated record. NCBI's taxonomy places the organism in Eukaryota, Metazoa, Arthropoda, Malacostraca, Decapoda, Palaemonidae. Gene Ontology annotation, molecular function: peroxidase activity; heme binding. The transcript is spliced from 17 exons.